CUUCGCACGCGCAAUCCCCUGAGCACGGAGCGAAUGGAAGAUCUCGUCGAUCGAGGAACGGCAGCAAGGGAGAUGGAACUAAAGUUGAUUCUCUCCAACACAGAUCUGAGGAAUAAAGAGCCCGCGUUUGGCUCCCUUCCUUUGCGUCCGGCAAACUCUCUCGUGUCCUUCUUUCAACCUCUUCCGCCCUCGUUUCCCCCGCUCUGCGUCAACAGCGAGAGCCCCCCCAAAAAAAUCUCCGCGCCACUGAAUUUUCAUCGUCGUCGUCUUCUUCUCCCAAUCAUCCUCGCUCCACAAAGCCAUGGCCUCCCCGUCCGAUCUGGCCGCUGCACAGUCGGAGAAUUUAUCCGGCCCAGCAGCGUCAUCGCCCCCGUCCGAUUUCACCAUCUUCACCUCCAUACGCUGUGAUCCCAUCCUGGAAACCAGCAGCGACAACGUCGGCUACUCCAGCCGCCGGAGAUGCAAGCUGUACUUCCCGGAGCUGCACCGCCAGCGUCUGCUCGAGGCCGCCGCCGCUUUCUGGCCCAAUGUCAAGUUCAAGGAGCUGGAAAGCACCGCCAGCUUCGAGACGGCCCUGCUCGACGAACUCGACGAGAAGGAGAGAAUGCACGAGACGUACAUUUGUCCAAUGAAGGUCAAAUACUCGUUUACAUCGACAGGCCGUACCCACGUCGAGCUGGCCCCAGUACCCGCCCUUCCCCUUGAGGCUCUCUUCCCCACCACCUUUCGCCUGCCGUCUCUGCACUCAACCUCCUCGAAGAAAUCCCGCUUCGGGGGGCCCUCCUUGUCCUCUCCAUACACCCCGUACCCCUCUAAUCCACCAUGCUCGCUCUCGCGUCGCGGAUCUGAUGACUACUUCUCCAUCCACUCCACCUCCACGUCGUCCACCGUGUCGUCUUCAGCGUCUUCCCGCUCCGGCUCCUCGUCGACUCACGGGCCCAGAACCACCCUUGCCUGCACGUAUGAGAUCUGGAUCGACAUCCAGCCCACCGAGCAGACUGCCCACACGCGCUUCAAGACCUCUUCGCGAGCUCAGUACGAUGCUGCUCGUGCCCGCGCCCUGCCCAAUCCGGAAGACGUCACCCAGGAGGUGCUGUUGUGGAACCCAUCCGGCUUCAUCACCGAAGGCUCCCUGCUGACGCCCUACUUCUACCGCAACAGGCGAUGGGUGACGCCGCCGGUUGUGGACCCGCAGUACGGAGGCGGCCAGGCCGGAACGUCGAGGCGAUGGGCACUCGAACAGGGCCUUUGCGAGGAGGCUGCCGUGGAGCGCAGGAGCAUUCGUGUUGGCGAAAGGGUGUGGGUCAGCAACGGCGUCCGCGGCUUUGGAUGGGGGAAGAUCCAGGGUAUGAAGCAGAGCGACGAGGAAAGCGAGAGGUCAUUUUAGGUGCUUGAGAGGAGGACGACCCAGACGAUGUUCGACGCGUUUACACACAUGCGCUUGCGUGCGUGUGAACGAUUUCACGACCGACCAAGACUUUUUGACGUACUUUGAAGUACCCAGCUGUUUCCGACUCAGCAAGGAUGACAAUCUUACGAUCAGCAUGACAUUUGAGUGAUUGGUAGUGCGACGUUUUGCUCCCUCGCCAACGCUGUUUCCUUCCUUCAUCGACAUAAACCGAUACAAUCGAGCUUUGGAGUCUCGCUGCGUGGUUAAAAAAAAGGCGAGUUUUGUGGUAGGUAAGCGUAGCACUCUUACAUGAUGCCGCACCAUUCUGUUGCAUUCUACCCAGAAACCAUACUGGCCAUGAAAUCUGCAUGGUUUGCUCGGAGUCCUACACAAGGGGGAAAAACUGCAUUAUAUCCGCUUGUAUGUAUACGUUUAUACUUUUUUUUUAUACGCCCAGGGGGCCGAACUUUUGCACACAGAUUCGAGCAACAUCAAUCAAAGAUAUUUACGCCGACAGAAUUGGCUUUAAGCGA
Molecule: messenger RNA, 1923 nt
Organism: Verruconis gallopava
Lineage: Eukaryota; Fungi; Ascomycota; Dothideomycetes; Venturiales; Sympoventuriaceae
Exons: 2
Coding region: 302-1387 (361 amino acids)
Molecular function (GO): catalytic activity
Source: RefSeq, a predicted model, not a curated record